This is a messenger RNA of Emericellopsis cladophorae, 1431 nucleotides long. Its product is annotated as Protein transport protein SEC61 subunit alpha-like protein. Gene Ontology annotation, biological process: SRP-dependent cotranslational protein targeting to membrane, translocation; post-translational protein targeting to membrane, translocation. The transcript is spliced from 3 exons. The coding region runs from base 1 to 1431 and encodes 476 amino acids. Gene Ontology annotation, cellular component: Sec61 translocon complex; membrane. The record is from RefSeq and is a predicted model, not a curated record. Lineage: Eukaryota; Fungi; Ascomycota; Sordariomycetes; Hypocreales; Bionectriaceae. Gene Ontology annotation, molecular function: transmembrane protein transporter activity; ribosome binding; signal sequence receptor activity.
AUGUCUUCCCUACGAUUCCUUGACUUGGUCAAGCCAUUCGUGCCGUUCCUCCCCGAGGUUCAGCAACCCGAGAACAAGCCCAAGUUCGAGCAGAAGCUCAUGUGGACUGGCCUCACCCUCCUGAUCUUCUUGGUCAUGAGCCAGAUGCCCCUCUACGGCAUCGUAUCGUCCGACAACUCCGAUCCACUGUAUUGGCUGCGCAUGGUCAUCGCCAGUAACAGGGGUACCCUGAUGGAGCUGGGCAUCACGCCCAUCAUCUCUUCUGGCAUGGUCUUCCAGCUGCUUGCCGGCACCCACAUGAUCGACGUCAACCUUGACCUCAAGUCCGACCGCGAGCUGUACCAGACUGCUCAGAAGCUCUUUGCCUUUAUUCUCUCUGCCGGUACCGCCACCGUCUACGUCUUCACCGGUCUCUACGGUCCUCCCUCCGAUCUCGGUGCUGGUAUCGUCUUCCUGCUCAUUCUCCAGCUCGUCGUGGCCGGCAUGAUUGUUAUUCUGCUCGACGAGCUCCUCCAGAAGGGCUACGGUCUUGGCAGCGGCAUCUCGCUGUUCAUUGCCACCAACAUCUGCGAGUCGAUCGUCUGGAAGGCGUUCUCGCCCACCACCAUCAACACUGGUCGUGGCCCCGAGUUCGAGGGUGCCGUCAUUGCUCUGUUCCACCUGCUCAUGACCUGGGACAACAAGCAGCGCGCUCUCCAGGAGGCCUUCUACCGCCAGAACCUUCCCAACAUUAUGAACCUGCUCGCCACCGUGCUCGUCUUCGCCGCCGUCAUCUACCUGCAGGGCUUCCGCGUCGAGAUUCCCGUCAAGUCCUCGCGCCAGCGCGGUGCCCGCGGCUCUUACCCCGUGCGCCUGUUCUACACCUCGAACAUGCCCAUCAUGCUGCAGUCGGCUCUGUCCUCCAACAUCUUCCUCAUCUCGCAGAUGAUGUACUCGCGCUUCUCCGACAACCUCUUGGUUCGUCUCUGCGGUGUCUGGGAGGCCAAGGAGGGCUCCUCGCAGCUUCACGCCGUCUCCGGUCUCGUCUAUUACAUGUCGCCCCCCGUCAACUUCCGCGAGGCACUGCUCGACCCCAUCCACACGACCGUCUACAUUGUCUACAUGCUCGGUGCCUGCGCUCUCUUCUCCAAGACCUGGAUUGAGGUGUCUGGCUCCAGCCCUCGCGACGUUGCCAAGCAGCUCAAGGACCAGGGUCUCGUCAUGGCCGGCCACCGCGAGCAGAGCAUGUACAAGGAGCUCAAGCGUGUAAUCCCCACUGCUGCUGCCUUUGGCGGCGCUUGCAUUGGUGCGCUCUCCGUCGCCAGUGAUCUCAUGGGUGCUCUGGGCUCCGGCACCGGUACUCUCCUCGCUGUCACCAUCAUCUAUGGCUACUUCGAGAUCGCUGCCAAGGAGGGGGAUCUGUCCGGUAUGAAGGGCAUGAUCAUGGGCUAA